Messenger RNA from Debaryomyces fabryi, 762 nucleotides. RefSeq lists its product as uncharacterized. The record is from RefSeq and is a predicted model, not a curated record. Gene Ontology annotation, biological process: protein folding. Gene Ontology annotation, cellular component: cytoplasm. Bases 1 to 762 code for a protein of 253 amino acids. Lineage: Eukaryota; Fungi; Ascomycota; Pichiomycetes; Serinales; Debaryomycetaceae. The transcript has a single exon.
AUGAACGACUUCAAAAUCCCAGUAGAGGUUGAUCCGACAGAAGAUACAGAGUGGAAUGAUAUCUUAAGAAGUAAGGGUAUUAUCCCUGAAAGGCCACCUUCACCUACAGAAGAAUUGGAAGCUGCUUUAGAAGAAGCUGUCAAGAAGCAGCAUGAGAACAGAUUAGAGAGCAAAGACAUGGAUGAUUUGGACGAGUUGGAAGACGAUGAAGAUGAGGAGUUCUUGAAUUUUUAUAAAAACAAAAGAAUGGAAGAGAUCAAAAAAUUAAGCGAAAAGCAGAAGUUUGGAUCGGUCUUUCCAAUAGCCAAAAAUGAAUACGAACAGGAGGUGACACUUGCGUCUGCUGAAUGCUUUGUACUCUUACACAUGUCGUUACAAUCGAGUCUUCAGAGCAGACUCUUGUCAUCUUUGUUGACAUCGUUGGCUGUUAAGUUCCCCGAGAUUAAAUUCUGUGAUAUUCCUGCUACAAGAUGUAUUGAAAACUACCCCGAGUCCAAUUGUCCUACCUUAAUCAUCUAUCACAAUAAAGAUGUGAUCAAGCAAUACGUGACGUUGACCCAAUUGGGUGGUAACGAUACAAAAAUAGGAGAUUUGGAACGGGUUUUAGUGGAUAUAAAUGCUGCAGAUAUCAACGAUAAGAGAUUAUUAAUAAACCAGGAAGAUGAGGAUAUUGAAGAAGAUAAAAGGUUAAGAUUCAUGAAAAAAUCCGUAAGAAGUGGUGGAGCUGCAGUGGACGAUGAUGAUGACGAUUUUUAUGAUUAG